GGAAGGCAUCUGAUCUGGUCUGGAAAUCGGAAUGUACACUAUCCACGUCACAGUUUAGCUCCCCGCAGUUACACAUGUCGUCCAAUUGACAGUAUGCUUGAUCAGCGUAGAUAAACCAGUUCUCUCCGUUGACAGGAGAACCGUGAGCCACAAUGAUUGAAUUCCGAACCCAAGGAUUCAAUGGCUACAGCAUCAAGUAUUCGCCAUUCUUCGACUCCCGCAUAGCAGUCGCGGCAUCGGCAAACUUUGGCCUGGUUGGCAAUGGCCGACUUUAUGUGCUGGGCUUGAAUGCCAACGGCGCUGCCCCAGAGAAAUGGUUCGACACACAGGAUUCCCUCUUCGAUACGGCAUGGUCCGAAGCGCAUGAAAACCAAAUCGUCGUAGCCGGCGGCGACGGCUCGAUCAAACUAUUCGACAUAUCACUAGAUUCCUUCCCCAUAGCCAGCUGGAGCGAGCACGCACGAGAAGUCUUCUCCGUCGACUGGAACCUCAUCAACAAAGACACCUUCCUCUCCUCCUCAUGGGACGGUACCGUCAAGAUCUGGCGCCCAGAUCACCAAUCAUCGCUCCUCACCCUCCCCAUCCAUAGCUGCACCUACUCCGCUCAAUUCUCACCGCACAACCCCUCCGUCCUCAGCGCCGUCAGCUCCGACUCAUGCCUGCGACUCUUCGAUCUGCGAACCCCCGCUUCCGCCUCCAACCACCUGACCGCCGCCAUCCCGAUCCACGCUCCGCCGAAAGCAAUGCCUGGUCGCGCGCCUCCGAUGGGGAUACCGCCCAGCGAGGCGCUUACGCACGACUGGAAUAAAUACCGAGAUACAGUCGUCGCGACGGCCGGCGUGGACCGGACGAUCCGGACGUUCGAUAUCCGCAUGCCGGGGCAGGGUCCUGUCGCCGUGCUUCCGGGUCACGAAUAUGCAGUCCGGAAGAUAUCGUGGAGCCCGCAUUUGUCGGACGUGUUGCUCAGUGCGAGCUAUGACAUGACCUGUCGGGUGUGGACGGAUGGGAGCGCGAUGGGGGUGGAUCAAGGAAUGCAAAAACCUGACGCGCCGUUCCUUGGGCCUGGGAAAGAGAUGGGGAGGAUGGGGAGGCAUACGGAGUUUGUGACGGGAGUCGAUUGGUGUCUGUUUGGCGCUGAAGGAUGGUGUGCGAGUUGUGGAUGGGACGAGCGUGUGUUAAUAUGGGAUGUGAGAGCUAUUAUGCAACCGGGAUGAGUCGCUGAACAAAUUAUAUAUCACGUCUUAUGAGUCUCUCCUUUUGGAUGAAAAAGCACAAUUCUAGGUCGGUCCUGAGGAUCCUAUUUUCUUCGAUAAAAAGCAUGGCUAUUGCCAAUCCGUC
This is a messenger RNA of Eremomyces bilateralis CBS 781.70, 1338 nucleotides long. RefSeq names its product WD40 repeat-like protein. Gene Ontology annotation, biological process: protein import into peroxisome matrix. The record is from RefSeq and is a predicted model, not a curated record. Gene Ontology annotation, molecular function: protein binding. The transcript has 2 exons. NCBI's taxonomy places the organism in Eukaryota, Fungi, Ascomycota, Dothideomycetes, Eremomycetales, Eremomycetaceae. Gene Ontology annotation, cellular component: cytosol; peroxisomal matrix. The coding region runs from base 153 to 1214 and encodes 353 amino acids.